AUGAACACAUUAUCUCUAGUCUCUUCAUCAUUCCGAGUAAAAUCUUCACUCGAAGUGGUCGCUCUCAUUCUGAGGCUUCCACCUAGAGCAGAGUCUCCGGGCUCCAACACAAGGUCAGCUACAUUCUGAGCUUGUCAAGGCGCAACUGGAUGGUCUACGCGCAGAAGGACGAGGCGAAGGACCGUAAGAUCAUGCUUUCAACUCUUUUGGCUACACGCUAGGACUUUUAGUUCGCAAAAGGCGGUCGUUUUUUAUAGCUUUGAAAGUUCUUGUUCACCGCCUAAUCGGUUGCAUCUAUGACUAAAAAACAAAAUAAAUUGAAUCAUCUUUCCAAAAAAUCCAGCGUCGAGAAAACUCCCAACAAUCUACUGAACCUUCAAACUCCCCAGAAAGAAACCGAUCAACCCAUUACCAGGCCAUCGUCCCCUCUAAACGAUCCGAAUUUCAAACCCCAUUUACUUGACAGCCGACGCCGCCGCCGGACCAGCUGCAUGUUGCAAAGAUGCGGCAAACCGUCACAAAUCUAUCAAGAAGGGCGUCCAGCCGAGGUGGCGGAAUUAUUGUCCGCGAUGGGUGCGCGACAAACGGUUGUCUUUGAACCGUCCGUCCUCGACACAAAUCACGUCGACACCUUGCAGCUCCAUCCGUCUUGUCCGACCCAUUCGCAACAUGUUUUUGAAACCGCCGAUCAAACCCCCAACACAUGA
This is a messenger RNA of Caenorhabditis auriculariae, 707 nucleotides long. NCBI's taxonomy places the organism in Eukaryota, Metazoa, Nematoda, Chromadorea, Rhabditida, Rhabditidae. The record is from the annotation of a GenBank genome assembly.